ACCAUGCUUUUACAGAUCUGUCGAGUUUCAUCUUCACUGCAUUGAUGAAUCCCCCCGACAAACUCAAAUACAAUGAACAACGGCAGUUUACAACAGCGAUGCGGACCGUUGCUUGGGGAAAAAUAUUGAAUACCAAGUAACAUGGGUGAAGGUAAUUGGCGAAGAGGCGUAAAGCUCCAGUUCAAGUAAACCUUCACGGUGAGUAGAAGAGGGUGGAUGCUAGCUUGCUAGCUUACAACGCUCGACAGCUUUGCUAGCUUACUUGCUAGCUUCAAAUGGUGUUCAAGUGAGAAUAUUCGGUUACUUGCGAUUAUUUAAAUGUCAUAACACCUCGUUACUGUUGGAAAAAAACGUUUAAAAAAUAAAUUUCAUGUUUGACAAUGAGCUCGUCGUCUCAGCACGAUGAAAAGAAAUGCACUGUUCACUUUGCAACCUUAUCAAAACGCCCUUGUUGGGCGCUAUGGUCUUUCUUUCAUAAAGAUUAAAUCUUUUAUAUAGUAGAUUGUAGUCAAAUUUUCUCUUGGAAAAUUUAAAUUUGAUGUAAAUGGCGCCCCUGCUGACUUGAGGUUUAAUUUGAGACGUGGUGCGUUCUGUCGUCAUAAGUGAAUAAUGUUAACUCGUUUUGCAAGAAAGGUAUUUACUUUGUUCGUAUUUUCUUCGCCCUUAAGCACAUGCUUGAUCAAACAAUAAUUAUUAAUGUGUGAAGAAAGGCAUGGCAAUUGUUCAACUAAUGUUGGUAUUGCUGUAAAACAAAAACUGGAAAGAGCUUGAAAAAUCGAAGAAAUUGCAUCUAAAUGUUGUGAAUGUUUUAAUUAAAGAAGGUAUGACAUUUUAAGUACUUCUAAAAGCGGACAAAAGUGACUGCUUGUUUCAAAAUCAGAACAAUAGUGUCUGUAAGUUUUUAUGGAAAGAAAAUGAAGCUGCGACCUUGAAGCCUCACACUUUGCGUAAGUGGUGGACCAAAUUAUAAAAGAGACGCACCACAAUAAAAUGUAUGAUGUCACAAGCUGAGUAACACUAAAGUUAAUGAGUUAAUUCUGUUAACCCUCUUUUGAGCAGACUCGGACAUGAUCACACAAAAAUGGGGUCUCGAGUAAUGGCAGCACUAGGUCCCUUGUCAUCAUAUAUAUACACAAAAUAAAAAGAACGAAUGUGAAAAGAAUUUCUUCUUGGACAAAAAUGAUCUCUAAUACCAAACAUGAAAUGAGCAGUCAAAAGGCAGAGGAUGCCUGGUCCAUCUGUUUUUGUUGCUUCCUCGCUGACACUAUUUUCUCAUAUAGUUUUAUCCAUGAGGCAAGACUCUCAAGGAAAAAUCAAUUGGCACUUGGGAGGGCAUACUGUGCCUCAGAAAUUUCUCACGUGUGACUGCUUGUGCAAAACGGGAAGGCGUGCUGAAGAAAUGUUUAAGGCAAAUAUUUCGGUGAUUGCCUCCCUCGGGGCUCCUUUCAUGUCGCACACAAAACUAUGUGUCAGUGAUUCCACACUUGGUCUUUGUUUGUCAGCGGGAAUUAAACUCACUAGCUGCUACUUUUUUUUGCGGGGGUGGGGGUCAUCAAAUGGGUCAGAAAAGCAGCUACCUAAGGUGAUAACACUGAUGUGCUUUACACUAUAGUAACCAUGAAAACAAAAAAAUGCCACACUGAUGAAUGAAUUCAAACUUAUCAAUAGAUUUGAUUAAUUACCCAGCCCUAAUGUGACGUUUUGGUUAAAUGGUGCGCUCUUUGCCAGACUGCCUGUGGCUGCAUAACUACUUUGGGCUUAUGCACAGCUUUGAUAAGCUAUCGGCAAAGGCCCAGUAAGUGACUGCGCCUUAGCUACUGCGCUUUUGUGUUGUGUUGCACUAAUAACAUGCAGAAACAAUUCAACAAAUGACAGUUGUUUUUCUUGCUUCUAUCCUUUAUCUUUGUUUGUGUUGCAACGGGAACAGAAAAAAAAUUGCGAUUCUCAAACAGGGCCCCCCCCCAUGAUCCUAAAGGCCAUUAAACAUAACUACCAUGUAAUCGGUUGAAGAGCAUAAUUACUGCAGAUAUUUUUGAAAUUUUAGUAAACAAAAAAAACCCAAAAUUUACAAACAAGAUCUUAAUAAUCAAUAAUCGUUAUGUCUUAUAUUUUAUAUUUCAUUCUGUACUGUGUACAGUUCACUUGUAAAUUUAUUUUUGUGCAUGCAAAUACUUUGUUUUUCUACUUUAUUUCUUUCAGAAUCUUGCAGCUGUAAAUUGCAAAUUUCUCCAUUGUGAGACAAAUAAAGGUUUUCUUAUCUUCUUAUGAUCUGAGAACCUACACAAAAAUAAGGGGGAAAAACAUUUGGUAUACAUUUCUAUUUUUUUAUUGAUACUGUGAGUGUCAAGUCAAAGUUUAAAGAGGGAAAAGUCAUAUUUUUAACAAGAUAAUAAAUACAAAUAAUGAUUACAAAUGUAACUUUAUCCUCAUAUUUACUCGCCCCUCACAUAAAAUGUAAAUAUAAAACAAAAAAAAGAACUGAACUUUCUUCCUUUAAUAUCCCCUUUGUUAAAAACUAAAAGCAACACUUUAUUCUUGCAGCAUGGUCAGAUUUAUAUAAUGAACAACAUUGGACUUUGAUGCCUUAUUUCUGUACCUCACAGUCAUAUCAGAGCUUUUACAUCACCUGGCUGAAAAGUAUGGUGGGCACGAUGGCGGAGCGGGCCGCCGGUAGCACGUCGGCCAUCUCUCCAGUGCAGCAGAUGCUGGCCUCUGGCACUGGAGCCCUCCUCACGUCCGUUUUUGUCACGCCUCUGGAUGUGGUGAAGAUCAGGCUGCAGGCCCAGCAGAGUCCCCUCCAUCAAGCUGUAACAAAUGACGCGGCUUCUUGGGCUGGUGUCACUCACCCCUCCAAGUGGAGGUGCUUCCUGUAUUGUAAUGGCUUGAUGGAUCACAUCUACGUGUGUCAGAAUGGAAGCAACUGCACCAGCUGGUACAAGCCGCAAUCACAUUUCAGCGGCACUCUGGAUGCUUUUGUGAAAAUCUCUCGUCACGAAGGACUCAAGUCUCUGUGGAGCGGACUCCCACCCACGCUCGUCAUGGCCGUGCCCGCCACCGUCAUCUACUUCACCUGCUACGACCAGCUGCGGGACUUCCUGCGUUUCGGCCUGGGUUUCCAAGGCAACCACAUCCCACUCCUGGCAGGAGGCCUCGCCAGAUUGGGUGCCGUGACGGUCAUCAGUCCACUGGAGUUGAUCAGGACCAAGAUGCAGUCCCGCCACCUGACGUACGGCGAACUGCGCGUUUGCAUCCGCAGCGCUGUGGCCCAGGGUGGUCUGAUGUCACUGUGGCGCGGCUGGGGACCCACCGUGCUCAGAGAUGUUCCCUUCUCGGCAAUUUACUGGUUCAACUACGAGCUGGUGAAAGCCCGCCUCUGUCAACGAUCCCAAAUCCCACAGGCCAACUUCGCCAUCAGCUUCACCGCAGGCGCCGUCUCGGGAACGAUCGCCGCCAUCUUGACGCUGCCCUUUGACGUGGUGAAGACUCGGAGACAGAUCCAGCUGGGAGAGAUGGAUGCGCUCGGAGCCCCGCUGAAGAAAACUGUGUCCACCUGGCGCAUCAUGAGGGACAUUUGGAGUGAGGUGGGCUACCGGGGGCUCUUUGCAGGUUUCAUGCCCAGGGUGAUUAAAGUGGCACCAGCCUGUGCCGUCAUGAUCAGCACUUAUGAGUUCGGAAAGGCGUUCUUCCAGAAAGUCAACCGGGAUCGCGAGCCUGUGGCAUCCUAAAGGGGCGGCUGGAAUAUCUCUGGGAGACUUUUUUUUUUUACAUUCGCCAUUUGGAUGAAGUUAAUGUUCAAACUGAAAUGGCGCUUUUUUUUUUUAAACACAAUUCAAUUUUACGUGUGUCCUAUUGGGGUUCACGGUUGGUGUGAGUUCCGAACCACAUUGUACUGAUUAUAGGAUCCUAUUUUACAUUUAUGGACAAGUAGUUGUUUGAUGUCAACAACGGUCAAGAAGCUGCAUUUGUGACGCAAUGCCACAACGCCAUGACGAAAAAUUGCAUGAGCAAAGAAGCAUGACCAAGCUGCUGAAGAUGCAUGGACAUCGAAUCAUUCAUCGAUUCAGUCAUUCAUUCCUUUAGUGAGGGGCUCAGUGUUGUAAGCUUCCUGGCCUGUAUCCAGGGAAACAUUUUGGACUUGACAUUUUCAAUGCACCAUUGGACUCAUGUAGCACUUACAGUUUUUAUGAAUGCCCUCAAACACAAAUGACCACAUUUUUAACUCACAAAGCUGCUGGCCUCUCUUCCGUUCUUACAGUUGGAGCAAAGCCAUAGGACAUGACAGAAUCCAAACAAAAAAGAAAAUGGACUUUUGCGCAAUUUGCAAACAAUGUCUGUCAAAACCUUGGGAUUUUCCAGACCAGAUGUUUCUUACAACACUGCUUUAAAGUAUAAUUAUCUUGCCUUAAGGUGGAAUGUUUCAUUUUUUUCAAUACAUUAAAUGGUAUCAUGAUGGCA
Hippocampus zosterae (dwarf seahorse) is the source of this 4455-nucleotide messenger RNA. It is a transcript of the gene slc25a39, whose product is annotated as solute carrier family 25 member 39. Gene Ontology annotation, biological process: mitochondrial transmembrane transport. Lineage: Eukaryota; Metazoa; Chordata; Actinopteri; Syngnathiformes; Syngnathidae. The record is from RefSeq and is a predicted model, not a curated record. The coding region runs from base 2580 to 3725 and encodes 381 amino acids. The transcript is spliced from 12 exons.